This is a messenger RNA of Seminavis robusta, 519 nucleotides long. The record is from the annotation of a GenBank genome assembly. Lineage: Eukaryota; Bacillariophyta; Bacillariophyceae; Naviculales; Naviculaceae.
AUGUCCAAUGCUACACCGGAUGGAGGGCCCCAUGUUGCUGGGGCAGCCAUGGGCGCCGCGGCUGACACCGCCCUGUCCAUUGGAGGUACUGCAUGGUUGGGAGCUGUGGUCAACAAGGUCAAACAAAUGCAAAUUGUCAAGGAAAUUGUUGCCAUUGAGGCCACCAAGAUGGCCACGUCCUCGGUCAGCGUUGGAGCCACUACAAUGGCCGCCACUGCAGCCCCCGUGGCCAUGACAGCCUCGGUUAAGAUUGCGAUUAUCGCUGCUGGCGUCGUCGAGGUGGGGUCCGACGUCACGGCAGGUGAAACAGCAGCCGACUCGGUUUACUUCUGCUUGGAACUACGUGUACUUGAACAAAGAACCAAGUAUGCUGCGGGCAGAUCCCAUGGGAGUACGAUUUGGGAGUCACUGUACCAAAAAGAGUACCGGUACCAAGGGAGCUUUAGCCACAGGACUUCCAGUAAUACUCAAAACGGGCCAAGCGUAUGCUCCGCGAAGAGGUCAAAGCGCGAGGUCUGA